Anopheles nili is the source of this 3456-nucleotide messenger RNA. RefSeq lists its product as uncharacterized. NCBI's taxonomy places the organism in Eukaryota, Metazoa, Arthropoda, Insecta, Diptera, Culicidae. The transcript has 6 exons. The record is from RefSeq and is a predicted model, not a curated record. The coding region runs from base 1 to 3351 and encodes 1116 amino acids.
AUGAGCGAACCAAAGCCAUUUUCCGUUGGGAAGGACAAUAAGGAGGCGACAACGAAGGCACUAUACCCGGAAGGCUCUGCCUUUUCAAAUCUAGGCGAUGAUGGAUUACCAACCGGACCAUCGUUAAAAUCCGCCUCGCCAGUGCAGAACGUAAUUUGCCUCAGUGAUGACGAGACUAAAACGCUGACCACGUUGGAACCGGCGAAGAAACUUUCCAAGGAGCCAGCGAAAAAGAUUACUAGUUCAGUGGUUCCCGCUAAGAAACCUGCAAAGGCUUUUCAAGCUGUAAAACAUUCCGCCCCUUCCGCACGAGAUCAAGAGGAUGCAAGCAAACCACAGCAAGUUUCCCCUGGACAGUUGCCUUCGAAGGAAAAUUUAAUUCAAAAGAUGCGUAGCAAUUUGAACAAACAAAUCGAUGUUAAAUCGGUAACCAGCUCUACAACCAGUACGCCGUUAGAUGUGAGCGGGGCUAUAGAAAUCCCCCAGGAUCUCAUAUUGAGCAAUGAUUUACCCCCGACACCGUUGGCACCGACCGAACCGAAGGCGAGCGAGCUAGAGGAUCACGAUCUGAUUGCCAUACUUGAGGGCAACGUGGUCGCAAUACGCGAAAAUGCGUCCGAGAUAGAGGUGUGCGUCGGGGCCAAAGAAGCGAAGGACGUCGAUGAGGAGAUGGAAUCCUUUUCGAUAUCCAUAAUUGAUCCGACUGAGGUGCAGCAGGCGAAGAUAGAGCGCGAGAAAGAGAUCGCCAGACGGCAAAUCGAAAGUUUGCCGUUGAUACCGAAGGUGAGAAAACCUCGCACGAAGCCAAGCGCUAAACCCACCGCGGAUCAAGCAAAUGCCCAAAUACCCCCCCGUAAGAUGGAAUUUGUGACUCCACCGCCAGCUCCAAAGCUGAUAAAUAUCGAGGCUGGCGUCACGAUAAAGGGACAGACGACGAUACGACCUAUCGUGAAAGCGGUAGCGGUAGAUCCUCUGGAAAUAAAGAGCGAAAAGGAAUCGCAACAGUCGAACAUAAAAGAAACGGUUGUCAAACAGUUUGGCGAUAGAUUAAAACCUGAAGGGAUCAGGAUAAAACACACACCGAUCAAGCCGACCGUUAUUCCCCAGAGGAAAAAUAAACUGAUAGAUUCACUCGUGUCCGAUUGGGACGAUGAACCGAUGUUACCGCAGGAUAAGCCCCAGAACGUCCUCUCCUUAUCAACGGCAAAACCACCUAGUGUGGUAGUGCAGGAAGCUCCUAAAACAACUGCCCGCCAGCCGUUUGCCGUGCCACCACCUGCUCCGGAACCCAAACGGAUCAUUAAGCGAAAGAUCAUAUGGGAUCCUUCCGAUGCCAGUGCACCCGCCACUGGUUUGGCCAAAUCGAACCGUGGCCAGGCAACGAACGACAGUACAACGCCCACCGAGAAAGUGGUGUUUAAAAUGCGCCAAAAGCGCGCUGAUUCCGUGACCGUUCACAUGAUUCGUACGGAGGAAUUUAAGCCAGUGGCGCCGGUACGAAAGAGGGCACAGACACCAGAACCAGUGCAGCUUGUUGAGCGGAAGCAGUUCCAGUCGACCAAAAGCACCGAAGACGCUCCGGCAGAUUCGAGGGCAAAGAAACGGAAAAAGAACGAAAUCGAGCGCUUGCUGGGCGACGAGGGCGCUAUUAACAUGCUGUAUGACGUGGAGUGUGAAUCGAACCGCAAGGACCUGCUCAAAGACACCGUGGUAGAUGGAAGCGACGAGGACGAAAAGUUGAUUGCAAAAACCAAAAUUAUCACCAACGCCGUCAUAAAUCAGGGCAAAUCGCCAAACCGCGAAGUGUCUUCCACGCAGGGCUUACGUGUGCGAGCGAAGCGUGCCCUGACGCCCCAGAAACAAACUGCUCCCAAGAGCAGUCCGGAAGUGGUCACCAAAUCGACGGUUUCUCCAUCAAGCGCCCCCACUACUCAGGCGGCGAAGAAAACGUUAAACGGGUCAGGAGGCAAUGCGGCCGGUCAACCGCUAACGGGUGCUCGCAAACGCAAACUGGCCACGUACGCCUCGAGAGACUGGGAUUACGUGUACAACGCACAGCGCAACGACGAUGCCAUGAUCAUCCGCCGGCGUUCGAACAGCUCAUAUUCUAGCAGUGCAAGUCCACGGCGGUUAAGCUUCGACCAAACAAAUGAACAAACAGCUGGGUCAUCGUCGUCGCUAGCAAAAUCGACCUCCUCGCAGGACGCAACCAAGAAGGACGGGGACUUCUUGUUCGCAAAGCCGACCGAUAAAGGUGGCAACCAAGAGACGGGUGUGAACAAAUCGCUCGGAACAUCGUCGCUGGAACAAAUCAAGGUGGAUACGUCGCUGGUGGCCACCAUGAGAGGCAAACUCACCAAGGUGUUGAAGGCAAUUCCGUUGGCAACGAGCACACCAACGCCGAGUACGGGUACGACUGCUGCCAAAGGUACGAUGGUCAAGCGCAAAUCACCAAAGCCAGCUGUGGAGAAACCCGCAGAGAUUGCAGUAGUGGAACCGAAACGGGAGAACGCGUGUUUCGAUGAUGCAAUGCAAAGGAAGCUAGAUGAGCUGAAACAAAUGACAUGCGAAAGCUACGGGGAGUACGUGGAAAUUGUGCUAAAGUCAAAAGGCGUUGCCAGUGCCAACGGAACAAAGGGAGCCUUGGUGGAUGUGUUUUCGUAUGAGCUUAUGAACGAACUGGGAAGUACAUUAACACUACUGCAAAAUCAUGCGGCAACACGUGUGGUCAUGUUGCGUUCUGCUGGAGCACAUUUCAGUCGUGGGUUGGAUGUGGCGCACCUAAUACAGCCAAUGGACAAGCGUAAAGCCAUCGCCGAGGACAUGAGCGAUUGCCUGAGGAAAUUUUUGAUGACACUCGCCGCCUUUCCCAAGCCAAUCGUUGCUAUUGUGCACGGCAAUGUCCUCGGAAUGGGUGUGAUGAUACUGCCCCUGUUCGACGUAGUGCUAGCGCAGGUCGGCAGCAGCUUCAUGGCACCGUACGGUUAUUUCGGAUACCUGCCCGAAGGUUUGAACGCGUUCACCGGUGGUCGAAUGGUUAAAUCAAAAGCGGUGACGGAUCUUCUGCUGCUAGGCAGGCGAAUUACAGUUGGCACCGCACUGGAUUACGGUCUUGUCACGGAAACGGUCCCACCGGAGAAGAUUCGCGACAGAGCACUUUUGCUUGUGAAGAACGUGUCCUGCCAGUCCGUCCAGGCAAUGCAUUCGAUCAAGCAGCAUCUGCGGCGGGACAUGUUGGCCAACAUGGAGCAGGUAUUACCGUCGGAACAGAAGCGGCAGGCUCAGCAAUGGUCAACAACCGAAUGUCAGCUAAAGUUUAAGCUGUUCGUCAGUAAAGGGGGCGAACUGUAAUUGUUGACUCGCCCGCGCUUACAACACCGCCCGUUGUAUCGUACGCGCAGGUUGACAGAUUAGUUUAGCUAUCCGAAGGCUAACAGAGGUGUAUUCUUAUCGAGC